CCAGUUCUUCCUUCGUACAGUCUUUUUCUUCUGCUCUUAUGCGCGCGUGAGAGUACAGUCUUAAAAUAAAAUAAAAUCAAAAAUCAAAAUCUUUGCUACAUAUCUUUUGGCUGUAUCCGUAUAUAUGUUGUUUCUUCCUAUCAGAAACUCAGAUUUGUUUUUCAAUGGUGGAAGAAGACAAGUGAUGGUUCUGUCUCUUGGAGUUUAGUUUUUUAUGAUUCAUACAUCUGAAGGGGACUACAAUCACAUCUCUUGUUUCUUUCUCUGUCUCUAAGCCCAAAUUUCAUUUUCACUUCUUCUUGCUUUUGAGAUCAGUUUAAAUUUGAUUCUUUUGGAGAUGGGAUUUGAAGACAAGAAAAUGCAGAGUAAGAGGCACAAUCGUUCCAAGAGCUGGACUGUUCCUGAAAAGAAAAAGCUUGAAGAAGACAAUAAUAAUAACACUGUUCCUUCUCUGAAUUCUUCUCAACGCUUCAAGCUGGACUUACCUCGUUGCUGUGAUAAAUCUGUUGAAACGAAGAAGGAAGUUAAAGUUCAGAGCUCUCUUAAGCAAGAGAUUCAAGAGCUUGAGAAGAGACUACAGAACCAGUUUGAUGUCCGUGGCGCUUUAGAGAAGGCAUUAGGCUAUAAAACACCUUCUAGAGACAUCAACUCCAAGGCCAACUCUACUCCAAAGCCUGCAACAGAACUGAUCAAGGAAAUCGCAGUGCUAGAGUUGGAAGUUUCACAUUUGGAACAGUAUCUUCUAACUUUGUACCGUAAAGCGUUUGAUCAACAAUCAUCUUCUGUAUCACCAAAACAACAGACUCCUAGUUCACCCAAGUCCACUCUCAGAGGGAAACGUCUUGACUUCUCAACAGCACCUGAACCUCGGUGUAUCUCCUUUGACCACAGACUUAAGAAGAGCCCAUGUUUGGUCAAGAAGGAACCAGAUUCUCCUAGCCUUAGCUGCAGACAAGAUAACUUAGCCAUGGAACCUAGGUGUUUCUCCUUUGACAGUAGACUAAAGGAACCUGGUUCUGCUGCUAAGAAACCCAACUCAACAGUAGAAUCUCAGUGCUUCUCCUUUGACAACAGACUCAUGCAACCUGGUUCUGACGCUAGAAAACUCAUUCAAGAAAGCUCAACAAUCGAUUCACGGUGUUUCUCCUUCGACAAUAGGCUGAAAGAUCAGUCCCUUUACGAGGAAGAGGACAAUGAUUCAUGUGUUCGCCGUUGCCAGUCUACUCUUAACCAACGCUCCACCUUCAACAACCGAAUAUCUCCACCAGAAUACAUACACAAUGGGUCAAACACUGCAAGCCUUGCAGAACACAUGGGGACAAAGAUAUCAGAUCACAUAUUCAUGACACCAAACAAGUUAUCAGAGGAAAUGGUAAAGUGUGCAUCAGCUAUAUACUCCAAGCUCGCAGACCCUCCAUCGAUAAACCACGGUUUCUCAUCACCAAGCUCAUCUCCAUCUUCAGCAAGCGAGUUUUCGCCUCAAGAACAGUAUGAUAUGUGGAGUCCAAGCUUCAGGAAAAACUCUGCUUUUGAUGAUCAAUUCGAGUUCAGUGGACCUUAUAGCUCAAUGAUUGAAGUAUCACACAUUCAUAGAAACCAUAGGAGAGGACGUGACCUUGACUUGAUGAAUAGAAACUUCAGCUUGAUGAUCAAGCAGCUGGAGAGUGUUGAUCCGAGAAACCUGACUCAUCAAGAGAAACUAGCAUUUUGGAUUAACAUACAUAACGCACUUGUGAUGCACACAUUUCUGGCAAAUGGGAUUCCACAGAACAACGGGAAGCGGUUUUUACUGCUCUCCAAGCAAGCUUACAACAUAGGAGGCCGCAUGGUAAGUGUAGAAGCGAUACAAAGUUAUAUUCUUCGCAUUAGGAUGCCUCGUCCUGGCCAGUGGCUGAAGUUAUUACUCAUUCCAAGGAAGUUCAGAACGGGAGAUGAGCAUCAAGAAUACUCCCUCGACCAUUCCGAGCCUCUCUUAUACUUUGCUCUUUGUUCAGGCAACCAUUCAGAUCCAGCGAUUCGUGUUUAUACCCCCAAGGGAAUAUACCAAGAGCUAGAAACCGCGAAAGAGGAGUAUGUUCGUGCAACGUUUGGGGUAAAGAAAGACCAGAAGCUAGUCUUACCAAAGAUCAUUGAGUCUUUUAGCAAAGACUCAGGUUUGAGUCAAGCUGCAUUGAUGGAGAUGAUUCAAGAAUGUCUCCCAGAGACAAUGAAGAAAAGUGUAAAGAAACUUAACUCAGGGAGGUCAAGAAAGAGCAUUGUUGAGUGGACGCCACAUAGUUUCGUGUUUCGGUAUUUGAUAGCCAGAGAACUUGUUAGAUGAAUCUAUUUCUUUGUAAUGUUAUUGGUGAAGUGUAUAGAUGUAUUUAUGUGUGUGUAGAGGGUAGAAAUAGAGUGGAAAAACUGCAUGCCGUUUUUUGGUUACCAAUCCGGGAUGAUGUUUUGGCUUUGUUGUCUUUGUUUUAGAAGAAUAGAUGUGGGUUCUGUGUACAUACUAAAUCAAUUCCCUUAUUUUUUAUAUGAUUUUGAGGCGUGAGUGACUUUCUU
Eruca vesicaria subsp. sativa (arugula) is the source of this 2544-nucleotide messenger RNA. The record is from the annotation of a GenBank genome assembly. Lineage: Eukaryota; Viridiplantae; Streptophyta; Magnoliopsida; Brassicales; Brassicaceae.